GGCCCAUGCCUCUCAAACCUACUACUAGCCAUCUCAUCUCGAUCCGGAGCUCACUGGCCUACAAGCUCAUGCCUAGCCUGAGGCACAGCAGCUCCUUAGUGAAUCUGCUCGACAAGCAGCUUCACCAGCUCCCCACGUCAAAGAUGAUGAAGAUCAGCAAGAGCGCCCCCAACCUCCUGAAGAAGGCCGUGACGUCGUUCAAGUGCAAGACGGAUGCUCUAAGGACCAAGCUCAUCAUCCUGGCCUCGCUGCGCCGCAGGAUGGCGAUGGUCCGCGCAGUGUCCCGCCAGAUCCACGCGCUCGCCGCGUCGGGUGGCCGGGAUAAUAAGCAGGCCGCGGUGGGGCACGGCGGCAAGGCUCUCGCUCCGCGCAAGGCGGCGGCGGCGGCGGCGGCGGGCAAAGAGGCAGCUGGUGACCAUGGCGGCGAGGCUCGUCGUCUUGGUCUGUUUGAGGUGGCAGUGUUUGAGGAAGAUUAUCAUGGUGGCUACCCUGACUGGACCACCUCCCUAUUCGACGAUGACAAUAUCUACAACGAUGAGGAGGAGGAUGUCGUCCAAGACGACGAGCAGGAUGACCUUGAUCUUGAUGCGUUCGACGAGACCUCGGUCAUCGAGAUCCUCAGGAGCAACCGGGAGGCUCAAGGGCUGGAGUUCAGCAUGGAAGAUGACAUUGACGAGGCCUGCGAUAUGUUCAUCAGGAGAUGUCGCAGCCGGAUGAACCUUAGUUUCUAGUGAUCUCGCGGUUUUUGUAGUUUAUUUACGUGAAUGAUGUAAGGAUGAAGAGACUAGUACUACUGACGAGUUGAGAGACAAUAGAAGAAGGUGGGUGAGAUACUAAGAUUUUGGUAGCACGCAUGCAGCUAGGGACUGGAGGGCAUGAAGAACUUAUUUUGAUGGAAGCGUAAUACUAAGAUCACUUCAUGUGGUGCGGCGAAGUGUCCUGCACAUUGCUUGACAGAUGCACUGCAUGAUAAUGUUGCAAAAUA
Molecule: messenger RNA, 985 nt
Organism: Panicum hallii
Lineage: Eukaryota; Viridiplantae; Streptophyta; Magnoliopsida; Poales; Poaceae
Exons: 1
Coding region: 6-731 (241 amino acids)
Source: RefSeq, a predicted model, not a curated record